This is a messenger RNA of Tarenaya hassleriana, 689 nucleotides long. RefSeq lists its product as uncharacterized. NCBI's taxonomy places the organism in Eukaryota, Viridiplantae, Streptophyta, Magnoliopsida, Brassicales, Cleomaceae. The transcript is spliced from 5 exons. The coding region runs from base 172 to 546 and encodes 124 amino acids. The record is from RefSeq and is a predicted model, not a curated record.
UCUGCCGAGGGGGUUUUAACUUCAGGAUUUUUCGGGGAUUUACCCUAUCAAAAAAGAAAAAAGGGAAAGGGCAAAUAUGUAAAACUGGGAAGAAAAGGAAAUCAAUAGAGUUGACCUGAGGAGGCUGCGGCUGUAGAGAGAGAGAGAGUGGCGGCGGAGAGAGAAGGAAACAUGUCGGAGCGUCUGCCGGAAACCUUGAAACCCUUCUACGACCGAGCCCUCCAAGCCGAUGAGAGGUUGGAUAGACUCGAAGCUGCUCUUACGAGUAAGACAGAUUCUGGGAACAAAGCCCUUGUGGAGAAGAUGGGGGAACUCCAGUCCAUGCUAGAACAAGCUAGCACACGUCUUGCUCAAGAACAGCUCAAGGUCAAGGCAUUGACGGUUGAGAAGGAGAAGCAGAACUACAGGGUGGAGCAUCUUGUCCGUGCCUUGAGGGCUGCCGACCAGGAGCUUGAAAGGCUUCAAGGAAUACCGAUUCCAAAGAUGAAUCCAGCCGACAUAAUAAGAUAUGAAGAUCUGAGCAUUACAUCUUUGUACCGUAAGUGAGACGUUGUCUUUUUGGCCUCCGAAGAUGAGACUACAACGGCCACAACUUGUUUUUUUUUUUUUUUUUUUUUUUUUAAGGAAACGUUGGAUGCAGUAAUGCACACGUGAGCCUCUGACUCUAUGAGAAGUAUCGUGUUCUUUCA